CGGGGCGGGCCUGGGCUGGGGCCCGGGCUGUGGCAGGAAGCCGGAAGCAGCCGCGGCCCCAACUCGGGAGACAUGGCAGGCGUUAAAGCUCUUGUGGCAUUGUCCUUCAGUGGAGCUAUCGGACUGACUUUCCUAAUGUUGGGAUGUGCCUUAGAGGAUUAUGGUGUUUACUGGCCCUUGUUCGUGCUGAUAUUCCACGCCAUCUCUCCCAUCCCCCAUUUCAUCGCCAAAAGAGCUACCUAUGACUCUGAUGCAACAAGUAGCGCCUGUCGGGAACUGGCAUAUUUUUUCACUACGGGGAUUGUUGUUUCUGCCUUUGGAUUUCCUGUUAUUCUUGCUCGUGUGGCUGUGAUCAAAUGGGGAGCCUGUGGCCUUGUGCUGGCUGGCAAUGCAGUCAUUUUCCUUACAAUUCAAGGGUUUUUCCUUAUAUUUGGAAGAGGAGAUGAUUUUAGCUGGGAGCAGUGGUAGCACUUUAUUCUCACAAAAUGCAUUUAAUUUCUCAGAAUUCAUACUAUAUGUAUAUGGUUACAAGUGACAUUUUACUACAAAAUUUAAUAUGCUGGGUUUUUUUUAAAUACCUUUAUAUCAUGUUCACUUUAAGGAAGACUACAUGGGAAAAUGAUUAGUUUUACUAACAGCAAAUAGAUCUCUCUGUUUAUUCAAGUUGAAUUAUAUUAUUCAUUUGGCUGUUCAUAUGGUCAUGGUGCCCUCAGAAAGUUUGUUCAGUCUUACAGACCUGUUGACUUUCACGGUGCUCCCAUGUCUGCCCUGGCAUGGGCUUGCGUCAGCAGAUAACCUGCUGAGCAGGUCUCAUUCUGCUUAGGACUUCCAAGAUACAUGGUGGCCCAGAAGACAGAGGUGUCUCUUCGUGUUGUAUAUCCUUGAUUCUCAUCGUGUGGUCCAUAUGCCAAGAGCAUCCACAUCUCUAGGAGUUUAUUAGGAAUGCAGAAUCCAAGGCCCCAACCUGAGCCCCGAGCAUUUUGAUGAGAUUCCAGGUGAAUCAUGGGCACUUUAAAGUUUGAGAAGUGUAGUCCCAGAGGAAUAAGCUUCGUUCUUAGCUUCCUUGUCUCCUCCUUGACUGAACCAUUUAAACUCUCUGAUAUUUAACUGCUCAUUUGUAAAAAUUGCUUCACCUGCCCUCAUGUCGUGCCUGAGCCCAGAUUCUGAUAUUUGUAAAAUGUCCACACGUAUAACAUAUAGGUUUAGAUCCUCAAGUUUGGGAAGUGUUCUCAGUAGGGAACAGCUAUGCCUUCACACUGUAUGAAAGGCAGGGACUGUUUUCACAGUGCUGGGGAGGACAGAAUAAUUUAAGAGCCCCACCAGUUGCAGGUGAGGGAGGUUAAGCUGGAGUGAUUUGCUACUUAUGCAGGAUGGGGAAGCGUAGAUAGGUAUUACUGUUUAAAGUCCCUUUGUGAUCUGAUACCCCCCCGCCCCGCCCCCAGCAGUUCUUAUUUUCCUUUACUUCAUCAUGGAGCUGGCUUCUCCUUUCUCGAGAGACACAGAGCCAAGUAAGCAAGCAGAGGGUGAGCCUCUUCAUUUUAUUUACGUGUUGAUGUACUUAACUGUCUUUCAUGUCCAGUAGGACACACACACAUAUAUUUUUUACAUCUUUAAAUGAAUCAUUGGGAAUAUAUGUCACGUUGGAUCCCGUAACCACAGUUUUUCUAGCUUAAUUGUUUUGCUCAAGACCUAUUGAGAAAAGAAAAUAUGGGAAGUAGAACUACUUGAUCAAAAUAUAAAUGAUUUUUAAAGCAUUAUUAAUGUAUGGUAACUGACAUGUUCAAAAUACCAAACCUUUGAAAUUUGUAAUAAUGAUAAUUAGCACCCCCCCACUCCAUCGUUUCCUAGAGUGAUACUGUCGACCAGAAGAUAAAAGUGAUACCCAAAAGGAUAAUGUACAAAGUUAUAUUUUGGUCUUGUGAGUGAUUAUAUGUUUUCAAUGUUCUAGGUACAUGUAGAAUUGUUAAAGUUGUUAUUGCCAGUAUUUAUAUUAGAAAAAUUAUAUGCACACUUUAUAGUUUUAACCAGCAUUUUUAAUAGCACUUGCACUUACUGUGUUGUAAUAAAUUUCACUUUUAACAAAAAAGAGAAGUUUAAUUUUAAAAGUCUUUUUUUUUUUCUGAUGUACCCUUGCUUUAAAAGGAAACAAAAUGCUUAAGCGAGAAUUUCUUGGUAUUCUGCAGUGGACAUUUUUGAGCAAUCAUCUGUUCUGCAAUAGAAUAAUAGCAUUAAGUUUUAAAAUACCACUUUGAGUAUUUAGUUGAUGUACUAGCUUUUCUUUCUCUUAGAUGGUAAUAAUAAUUAAUUUAUACUACCUUUUGUAAAAGUACCUCUCUUGUUUACAUUCAGUUCAAAUAACAAGGUAGCCUUAAUAUGUAGCCUUAAAGCUUAUCUCUUGAUUGCAUUUCCAGAAUGAUAUAAAAUACUUGUAUAUAAAAUAUUUUUUGCUAUUCCUUAAUACUGAAGUUAUUCUUCUGUAAUGCCUAAGUGACAUUUAAGUAACACAUAGCUAUAGAAAGUAUCACUUUAGAUGAAUGUACCAUAUAGAAGUUUCAAUCUUGGUAACACAAAUUCAAACAUUUUUUUUUUCCUUAUGAAAUAUUUACUUUUUUCUCUAUACCAUAGGAUAUACUUUGAAGAUUCAAAACACAUUGAUUAUAUUUUAAAACCAAGACUACACUUAAUAAUUGCUCAUGAAUAAGUGACCUUAUGAAGGGAUUCUCUGUCAUGUGCCAAACAACUGGCUUAUAGGCAGACUUUAAAACACUUUCCCACAAAAUCAAUGUUAUGCUUUGGUGAUUGAGCUCCCAGGCCCAGCUUUCCAGGCAGGCUAAACCCUAAUGUAACUGACCAGUAACACCAAAGAUCUACCCAAGUUGGGGUCUUAGAAUAGGGUAGUGUGAACAGCUUGGAAGACGGAAAGUGCGAAUUUCUACCUUUUUCCCAGGAACAAGGUCUUCUUUUUUUGCAGCCACUUUCAUCUCCUAAUGUGCUUGCAGUCCAGGGACACUCUUUGAGGCCUGUUCACCUACUCUUGAUUCAUAACUUGCCUCCCAGCCUACCCAUCUCUUGAGGUUCUCCAUACUCCCACCAGUUUUCCUAGUAUAGAUGAAUCAUGUGGUUUAGGAAGAAAACACUUAGACCAAACUCCUCACAGAAAGAAUGAAUGACUUGUGAUCUUCCUGCCCACGUCUAAAAUGUAUUGAUCCCUGUAUCAAGCAUUUGCUGAAGCCUCUGGCAGCUACAUUUUCCAAGGACACUGGAACCCAGUGACUCAUUCACAGAAAAUGGCAAUGUUUCAUGGUGACGUGAAAAAGCAUUCCAACUGUUUAUACAAGGGUGAUAUUUUGGGACAGGGACAGUCCUCUCAUUUCUCAUCCCAUCCUCUGACUGCCCAGUUCAUCCUGUUUUUUCGUAGUUGUUUCUUUUCCUCUACCUUGAACCCCCAGAUUUUUCUUACAGCCUGCAUGGAACCUUUACAUCUGAGGUAUCUCCUUAAUGAAAAUGCUUCUGAUGUUGCUUUAUGUUACUUACAUUCCCUGUACCCUCAGGGAGAUGCUUAAGAAAUGUCACCAAAAUGUGCCUUUACAAAGUUUGCAAAGUUCGCAUUUUGUACUACAAUUUAACCAAAAUAUUUAUGAGGAUGUUGGCAUUUUCCAAACAGUAAUUAGUUCACAAGUGGGAAAUAUUGUUUCUAUUGAGGAAUGUAAGUCAUGCAUUUAAAUUUUUUCCUUUUGCCGUUUUGCCUCAUGAAGUACCUUAUUUACAAAAGUCCUGGUGUCUAAUGACUCACAACUUAUAGUCUGCCUAUGCUACUAGAGUAGAAGAGUGAUGCUUGUAACCCCGAACGUGGUGUGAAAGAUCCCCCCAAGACUGCUUUAGAAUGCAUUAUAUAUGUAUUAUGAGAAUAACUGCUUUUAAAAUAAAACUUGUCAUGUAUGCUUAAACAAGAACUUUUAUUUACAUUAUUAAACCAAAACAUUUAUAUUUGGCUUUGGGAUGCAUUAUGUUUGGGAAGGAGACCAGCAGAUUUAUCUCCCCAGUGUCUUUACUUGGAUAAUCUUCCUGUGAAUUUGGCUAGUUUUGAACCUGUACUUGUGGUUGAAGAGAAGCAGUCCAGGAAUGUGUGCGCCCUGGAAGGAUCCAAUUGCUGACUGCAGCUUUGCCAUGGCAAAGACUCUAAAGGUGGAGAAAGGUGGUGCAGGGCAUGGUUCAUCAAGAAUUGGCUGUUGGAAAAGGGAGAAGAACUCAACACUUUAAAAAGGUGCUUUGUAUAUUUUGAGAAGUUUUGUGCACCAUAGAAAGGAAUGCACUGAUGUACAAUACUACUUAAGGAAUAAUUUGUCCUUAUGUACAAAACAUUUGAGAAAGAUCAGAUGUUUUACAGGUAGAUUUAUUUUAAAUUAAUUUUUUUUCUUACAAUGUUGUAGUCCCCAUAGUUUUCCUGCCACUAUAUUACCUGUGAGCCAUCACCAUUAUUCCCUUGUGUUCUUCCUUCCCAUUUUGCCUCCUCUUCUGCCCCUACCGUUGCUGUAUGCCUCAAAUCUAUGGUCAACUUGCUAGUUUUGACUUUUUCUUGACAUUUUAUUUGGUUUCUCUAUAUUCCACAUAAAAGUGAAACCAUCUGGUAUUUACCUUUUUCCUUCUGACUAAUUUCACUGAACAUAAUCCCUUCCAGCUCCAUCCAUGUUGCUGCAAAUGGCAUGAGUUUGUCCUUUGUGAUCACUGAGUAAUAUUCCAUUGUAUAAAUAUACCACAGUUUUUUGAUGCAUUCAUCUAUUUGGGGAUAUUUAGGUUGUUUUCAUAUGUUGGGUAUUGUAAAUAGUGCUGCAAUAAACAUAGGAGUGCAGGUUUCCUUUCGAAUUAGUGUUUUUGUGUCCAUUGUAGAUUCCUA
Talpa occidentalis (Iberian mole) is the source of this 4894-nucleotide messenger RNA. RefSeq names its product leptin receptor overlapping transcript (gene LEPROT). The record is from RefSeq and is a predicted model, not a curated record. The coding region runs from base 73 to 468 and encodes 131 amino acids. Gene Ontology annotation, cellular component: endosome. Gene Ontology annotation, biological process: late endosome to vacuole transport via multivesicular body sorting pathway; negative regulation of growth hormone receptor signaling pathway. The transcript is spliced from 4 exons. NCBI's taxonomy places the organism in Eukaryota, Metazoa, Chordata, Mammalia, Eulipotyphla, Talpidae.